Messenger RNA from Larimichthys crocea (large yellow croaker), 1943 nucleotides. RefSeq names its product cleavage stimulation factor, 3' pre-RNA, subunit 2 (gene cstf2). Lineage: Eukaryota; Metazoa; Chordata; Actinopteri; Sciaenidae. Bases 68 to 1618 code for a protein of 516 amino acids. Gene Ontology annotation, molecular function: mRNA binding. Gene Ontology annotation, biological process: mRNA 3'-end processing. The record is from RefSeq and is a predicted model, not a curated record. Gene Ontology annotation, cellular component: mRNA cleavage and polyadenylation specificity factor complex. The transcript is spliced from 14 exons.
ACAAACGGAAGUCGUCUCAUUCAAAUACUCCGAGCAGGUGUCACGUUCAUUUGUGUCCCUCCCCAAAAUGGCGAACGUAGCUGCCGCCGCGGCUGCUGCCGCCGCUGCCGCCGCCGCCGCGAGCAGAGACCCGGCCGUUGACCGGUCGUUACGGUCGGUGUUCGUGGGGAACAUCCCGUAUGAAGCCACAGAGGAACAGCUCAAAGACAUCUUCUCUGAAGUCGGGCUCGUUGUCAGCUUCAGGUUGGUGUAUGACAGGGAGACAGGAAAGCCAAAGGGAUAUGGUUUCUGUGAGUACCAGGACCAGGAGACGGCCCUCAGUGCCAUGAGGAACCUGAACGGGAGAGAGUUCAGCGGUCGGGCCCUUCGUGUUGACAACGCAGCCAGUGAGAAAAACAAGGAAGAGCUCAAAAGUUUGGGAACAGGAGCCCCCAUCAUCGAGUCUCCUUAUGGUGACACCAUCCAGCCGCAGGAAGCGCCAGAGUCCAUCAGCAGAGCUGUGGCCAGUCUGCCACCUGAGCAGAUGUUUGAACUUAUGAAACAGAUGAAGCUGUGCGUGCAGAACAGUCCGCAGGAGGCGAGGAACAUGCUGCUGCAGAACCCUCAGCUGGCCUACGCUCUGCUGCAGGCACAAGUGGUCAUGCGGAUUGUUGACCCCGAGAUAGCCUUGAAAAUGCUCCACCGUCAAACUUCAGUCCCGUCUCUGAUUCCCAGCGGGCAGGGUGGAGGAGCGCCACCGGUCAAUCCACCUCCCGCGCAGCCAAGCGCUCCAGUGUCUCAGCCGCAGCCUGUGCCUGGGAUGCACGUUAAUGGAGCUCCUCAAAUGAUGCAGCCCCCCAACAUGGGUGUUGUCCCCGGACCAAUGCCUGUGCCAGGACCGGGACCAGGACCGGGACAAGGACCAGUACCAGUUGGACCUCCAGGAAACCUUCAGCAUUCUCCCACAGGAUCGUCUGGGCAAGCUGCUAUCGAGCGGCCUCAAGGACCAGGCGGGAUCCCCCCCAGAGGCCUGCUUGGAGACGGUCCUAAUGAUCCCAGAGGAGGAACUCUGCUGUCUGUCACUGGAGAGGUCAUAGAUCCCAACCGGGGUUACAUGGGAGCUCCACCGCCACACCAAGCCCCACCUGUACACAUGACCCAAAUGGCGAGUGGCCCCCCUCCGGAUAUGAGAGGACCUCCAAUGGACAUGAGGGGCCCGCCCAUGGGUGAACCACGGAACAUGAUCGUUGACCCCAGAGGGCCCCCGAUGAUGGAGCCGCGGGGACCCCCGAUGGAAACCAGAGGUCGUGACCCGAGGGCGAUGGACACCCGUGGGCCAGUGACAGGGCAGAGGGUUCCCAUGGCAACAGGGAUGCCAGGCCCCGUUCCUCAUAGCAUGGGUCAGACUGCACCUCCACCUGCGAGACCGGGUCCUGGUAUUGGUGGCGUUCCUCCAUCAGGUGGAGGUUUUAGUCCGGGGCAGAGUCAGGUAUCCACACAAGACCAAGAGAAGGCCGCGCUGAUCAUGCAGGUGCUGCAGCUGACACCAGAACAGAUCGCCAUGUUGCCCCCGGAGCAGCGGCAGAGCAUCCUCAUCCUCAAAGAGCAGAUUCAGAAGACCGCAGGCGGAGCGCCUUGACAACCCGACUGAAAAAAGGACUCUUAGACUGCUCCAACAUGUCACCUUCAACUCAGAAGACGUCUCAUAAGUUUGGAAUAUUGUAUAGUUUUUUUUAAAUCAUAUUGUCUGUUUUCUGUAUGAAAGAGUGAGGGUCAGUGCUUGUGGAUUCAAAAAUAAGUGAAACUUCUGAGAGGAUGACUGCAAUGAAUGCAGGACAGAUUUGAAGAAAUAACAGUUGUCAUGAGGUUUCAUCCUUUGGCUCCGAAGCGGACAGUUUUUAUGUUACCGACUCUGGAAAACGUUUGUUUGGAUGUUGUUUUGUCAAUAAAACAAAAGAAAAAUA